AACAACUCACGGACCAGGAAACAGGGUUUAACAAUCAUUGAAGCUAUUUUUUAACAAAUGGCUUCGCUUAACUCAAAAACUGCCAUUUUUGUGGCUUUAAUAGUUCUUUUAUGUGCUUUACUUUACAAAAAACACACUGACGACUUAAUGAAAGAUAAAAUGACACACGUUUUGCGGGGGUUGCUAAGAGCAGAGAAGAAAGUGGGAGUGGAUAAGAAUAUCCGAAUAGCUCUAGGUUUCGGUGGGUGCGAGGAUAUCAUCGUAAAUGCGCAAGACGUACUCCAGGGUCUAAAUUAUACAUCUCCGGCGAAUCCUGAGCAUGUGGACGAUAUUGAAUCAAAAGAGGACUUCAAUAAAAUUUUCACGUACUUCUUUAAACAAGGGGCAGCUGCAGAACGAUACGUUGAGAACGCCACUCUGUUUUCCGAAAUUGCAAGAGUGGCUAGACAGACACCUGGAGCACGUCUUGCUAUGGGUGGGAAUGCCCCUGCAAUGGCACGACGACUCGCAAUGGAAGGAGCAGAAAUACUUUUGGCAGCAAGAUUUACUAAAGAAUCAAUGAAAACAAUUCCUGAUUCAAUUAAAGUUCUUGGUAAACCACUUGAAGAAGACGAGUUACACAUCUUGUUUGAAUACAGUGCCGGAAGUACAUGGGGCAACUAUACAGCAAACAGAGCUAACAGGUUUAUUAUACACAGUGACAAGAGCAACCCAUUCCUUGACACCCUAGAGGACCUUGAGGCAGAGCUUCCCAUCUUUGACCCCUCGGUUCUUGUCGUAGGAGGGCUUCAGAUGAUGGACAAUUUUCCCUUCAAACAAGGCAUACGUCAGGAGAGACUGAAAAAGCUUCAGGACCUAUUGAUUAAGACUGAUCGCAGUACCAAGAUCCAUUUUGAGUUGGCCUCAUUCAGUGAUGAAACUUUAAUGAAGGAAAUAGUCGACCAUGUCGUGUACUACUCCGACUCACUUGGAAUGAAUGAACAAGAACUGCCAAACCUCGUAAGCAUUCUCACCGAGGGAAAGAUUGCGCUUAUCUCUGACUCCAGACCAAGAAUCGCCUCAGUUCUUGACCAAAUGAGAACUGUCUUCCAUCUCCUGAAUCAAUCGAAGGACAUGAAUGGAAAGAGGAAGUUGACUAGACUUCACCUUCACACCUUAGCGUACCAGGCCAUUCUAACACAGAAAGGCUCUGACUGGAAAAAUACGAUGUCUGCUGCAGCCAAGGCCUCGUUGACUGCAAACCGUCACGUGUGUGGGUCCAACUGGAUUGAUCCAGAAAAAGCUAAGCUGUUGAUGGAUGAUUCCUUCUCCACCACAGCUAAGAUCGAAGGAGCAGAUAAAAUACUUUUAGAGGAAAACCGUCCUGUGUCCUGUUGGGCGGAGGAUGAGUUUGAUAUCUGCCUGGCACCUGUGCUGGUCUGUACAGAGGUGCUGCAGACGGGUGGUGGGGGAGACAACAUUUCGUCUGCUGGCCUGCUUUAUCAGCUAUAAGAAACACAGUUACUCCCCUUGAUAGAUGUGGUAUAUAAAGUAUAAGAAACACAGUUACUCCCCUUGAUAGAUGGGCUAUAUAAAGUAUAAGACACACAGUUACUCCCCUUGGUAGAUGUGGUAUAUAAAAUUUAAGAAGCACUGUUACUUUCCUUGAUAGAUGGGCGCUAUAAAGUUUGAGAAGCAAAGUUACUUCCCUUGGUAGAUGUGCUAUAUAAAGUUUAACAAGGAACUUCCCUUGGUAAAUGGGCAAUAUAAAGUUUAAGCAGCACAGUUUCCUUGGUAGACAGGCUUUAUAAAGUUUUAGAAGCACAGUAACUGCCCUUGGUAGAUGUACUAUAUAAGGUAAAAGAAACAGAAUUACUUCCCUCAAUAGAUGUUUAUGCCUUUAAUUUAUUAUACCUUAUUGAAAAUUAUAUACCUUACAAAACUAAAUAGUUAAAAUAAGUA
Messenger RNA from Dreissena polymorpha, 1941 nucleotides. RefSeq names its product ADP-dependent glucokinase-like. Gene Ontology annotation, molecular function: ADP-specific glucokinase activity. Lineage: Eukaryota; Metazoa; Mollusca; Bivalvia; Myida; Dreissenidae. The coding region runs from base 58 to 1491 and encodes 477 amino acids. Gene Ontology annotation, cellular component: endoplasmic reticulum. Gene Ontology annotation, biological process: glucose metabolic process. The record is from RefSeq and is a predicted model, not a curated record. The transcript is spliced from 5 exons.